Molecule: messenger RNA, 1365 nt
Organism: Rana temporaria (common frog)
Lineage: Eukaryota; Metazoa; Chordata; Amphibia; Anura; Ranidae
Exons: 10
Coding region: 132-1211 (359 amino acids)
Biological process (GO): mitotic cell cycle checkpoint signaling; establishment of localization in cell; mitotic sister chromatid segregation
Cellular component (GO): cytosol; nuclear body; dendrite
Source: RefSeq, a predicted model, not a curated record
CUCCAUAACAGCCAGCGCAAGGGCUCACGGGAAGAGGCGGGAAUUAGAAAUUUUGCGGCCAAUAGAAACGUUAGACACGAGCGCUGGUAGCCAAUUAAAUUUGUAGCGCGGAAGCGUGAAGCUGUGACAGGAUGGCAGAAGCGGCACAGCGGAUUUUGGAUUCUAUUGCCAGUAAACCACAUUUAAAUCUUCCCCAAAAAGAGGAGGGAGAUGUAAUCUCAGCUAAAGUCCUGGUUCAUUAUUCUAAGAAAACAUGCAAGAAGCAAAAAAUACUAUGCAACCAGCUGCAAGUUCUGCGAUUUCUGCUCGAGUUCCUGCAAGAAGCCAGCACUGUUGGCUGGAAAGAUUCCAAUCCUAAGCUGCCAAACAAAGAGAUGGAGAUGGUGAGACAGAAGUGGAAAGGGCUUAAAUCCGAAUACCUGAAUAAAGUGAAGGAGGUUGAGGAACUUUUACCCCAACUGCUCGAGAAGAUGCAAAUUUUGCAGGAGAAGAAGAACCAACUAGAAGCGAGUCUUCAAAGGUACCAAGACCAGAGGGAAACUAAAGGAAGACAGGCUAAGCAGGAGCUGAGGGAAGCACUACAGAAGCAGCAGCAGGUGGUACAGAAGUGUCAGGACCAUAUUCAGCAGCUAAAAGUCCAAGUUGAGAGACUGGAGCAGUCGGCGGAAAGCUGGAUUCAGUCUGUAAAAAAGGACUCUUCACUCCUUGAGCUCCUGAGGACUCUUCAGGGAAUGUCACUGGUGUCAGUUGAGGACAAGGGGAUGGUUCUAGAUUUGUAUGCUGGUGAAGAAGCGGUGGCCCCUUUGAGGAUUAAUGUGCACUUUACAUCAGAAGAACAGUUUCAAAUAAAGACUGAAGUUUCCAUGCCUGGCCUACCCCCAGAGCUACAGCAUGGGGCCACCUCUCAUAUUACAUCUGUUAUCCUGGAGCUGCAGUGUUGGUAUAGAAGCCAUGGCCACCUCCUGGAAGAGAUGAGAGCGUUGCAGGACAGGUUUUCCAUUGACUGGCUCCCAGUGGAACGACAGGUCCUCUUACUGAAAGACAGCAAACGGUAUACUCUCUACGUGGAGCCUGGUUACCCUCAGAGUGGAGGAGUCAAACUGAUAACUGUCAAAGAAUUGGAGACUGAUGCUUCUUCCAGUCAUUUGAAGCCUCCGGGUGAGCACCCAUCAUUGACCACAUGGCUGGAAUAUUUACAGACUUUACACUAGCUUGGCAGAUGCGUCAGAUUAUAUGACCUGUACAGAACAGACAUCAGUAAGAGCUCCUCCUUUUUAAAUAGCCUUGUCUUCCCGUUGGACUAUGUGUAUUUGUUCUUGAACUGAAAAUUCUUGUUUACUGCUAUUACAUACAGAGAAUUGGCAA